Mesorhabditis spiculigera is the source of this 1488-nucleotide messenger RNA. The record is from the annotation of a GenBank genome assembly. NCBI's taxonomy places the organism in Eukaryota, Metazoa, Nematoda, Chromadorea, Rhabditida, Rhabditidae.
AUGUACAAAACUCUCCUCUACACAACUGCCUUCCUCCUCCAAUCAGCAUUUUGUCUAAAAAUCCUGAUCGUCAACCCCUAUUUCGCGCUCAGCCACAUGAGAUUUAUGGGACGGGUGGCUGAUGUGUUGACGGAAGCCGGGCAUCAAGUUGUCGAGCUCCGCCAAGUGCUCAACGCCGAAUUGUUGGGCCAAAAAUUUUCCAACAGCCGCCGCGUCAUCACGGUUGAGGCUGACCCUACCGUAACUGCUAUGAAUGACCAGCUCAUCAACCCAGGCGGGAUUUACCCAAAGUUAUGGGAGAUGGAGGCUACUCCAACCGGAAUGAUUGAGCUUUUCUCCUACCUCGGCGGCAUGUUUUCCGCCCAAUGCCGCGCUGUCAUCACAAACUCGAGCGUACUCCAAGAGCUGAAGUACGAGCACUUUGACGUCGGCAUCAACGAGGGCUUUGAUUUUUGUGGAUUUGGAAUUUUCGAAGCGAUCGGCUUGAAAAAGGUGAUCGCUACCAGCACGACGAUCAUGUACGACCAUCAGGCACAGAUGCUCGGUGUUCCGACAGCUCCUAGCUACGUUCCAGGCGGUAUGUCCCCAACGAUGGACCGAAUGUCAUUUUUUGAACGUCUUGCUAACAGCCUGGGCACCAUGGUCGGGUCGUACGCUUUUGCCGGAUGCGUAGACCAGACGACGGCCGUUUUCCGGCAGCGCUUUGGGAAGGAGUUCCCUAGCAUGCAGGAGCUCUUCUCCCGCUCGGCUCUGAUGAUCACCAACAGCCACCAUCUCGUCGAUUUCCCGCAUCCGCUCAUCUCGAAAGUGGUAGAAGUCGGAGGUCUCGGCAUCAAAAAAGACCCCUCCCCCCUGCCAUCCACUUGGAAUUCCAUCCUAAACCGCAAACGCCGUACCGUCCUCAUCUCGUUCGGCUCGGUGAUCAAAGCUGCCGACAUGCCCAUGCAAAUGAAGAGGAGCAUCGUCGACACGGCCAGGAAUAUGCCGGAAGUUCAAUUCAUCUGGAAGUACGAGGGAGAUGAUAUCCUGCACGCCCCUGAAAAUCUCCUGUUGAGCAAAUGGACCCCUCAAUCGCAGCUUUUGCGCGAUUCCCGAAUCUCGCUUUUCGUGACUCACGGAGGGUUGGCAAGCUGCUAUGAGGCUUCUUACAGUGGAACCCCUAUGGUGAUUGUCCCGCUUUUUGCUGAUCAACCAAGAAACGCGAUGAUGAUGCGAAGACACGGUGUUGCGGCUGAAUUCAGCAAAAAGGAUCUAGGCAACGCCAAGAAACUGACGGAAACGAUCCGGAAGGCGCUGAGGGAUCAGAGCCUCGACGCCAACGCGAAGCGCCUAUCCACACACCUCCAGAGCGCUCCGUUCUCUCCCCAGGAGCUGCUGGUUAGGAAUGUGGAGUUUGUCGGAAAAUUCGGUCGACUCGCCGAACUCGAGCCCUACGGUCGCCGCCUGUCCUUUAUCGAGUAUUUCCUCGUUGAUUGGCAAAAAGCGCAA